Molecule: messenger RNA, 432 nt
Organism: Rotaria sp. Silwood2
Lineage: Eukaryota; Metazoa; Rotifera; Eurotatoria; Philodinida; Philodinidae
Source: the annotation of a GenBank genome assembly
AUGAAAGUCAAAAAAAACUCUCCUCAGGAAAGGAAAGGAGAAGAUCAAUUUAAAGAAAAUCCAGCUAUUCCAACUGGUCUUAAUUUAGUUGCUGAAAAUUAUCAAUAUACACAUAUGCUUACAUUAAAUGGUUCAUAUGCGUUUGAAUAUAAUGAAUAUUAUGAACAAAAUGAAAAAAAAUAUAAAGUUAUUCGAGAAAGAAUUCUUGAUGAAAAUGAAUCAAAUUCAUUCCCAUGUUGCGAAAACCGUAUCAGUUUUAGCGAUAGUGAUGAUGAAGGUAAUCGAAAAAAAGAUAAUGUUAAUGAAGAAGAAAAAGAAAAACAACAACAAACAAUUAUUGAUGAAACACAAACAAAUUUAGCAAUGUUACGUGAAGAAAUGUACUCAAUAGUUCAGACAAAUAUUACUCCUGAACAAUGUGCAUAUAAAUGA